Messenger RNA from Ictalurus punctatus (channel catfish), 1229 nucleotides. RefSeq names its product biogenesis of lysosomal organelles complex-1, subunit 3 (gene bloc1s3). Gene Ontology annotation, cellular component: BLOC-1 complex. The coding region runs from base 106 to 642 and encodes 178 amino acids. The transcript has 2 exons. Lineage: Eukaryota; Metazoa; Chordata; Actinopteri; Siluriformes; Ictaluridae. The record is from RefSeq and is a predicted model, not a curated record.
UAUUUUGACGGAAAAAUUCAAUGACUUGUUUAGUGUAGCUGGCUUCACGCUGGUCAUGCGGUAAGUCACGUGAUCCCAGUUGCAGCUCCGGAAGUCAGAAUCAUCAUGGCCGACAGGAAGUCACAGAUUGUGGUGGAAGGAGAGGCGUCCGAGUCGGACUCUGAUCAGGAGAUCUUCAUGACGUCUGGACUCACGGUUCCGGGCGAAGCAUCAGAGACAGAAAGUGAGGGCGAGGAAGAAAAACCCGCCGCCUUCCAUCAUGACUUACCGCCUCUCACUGUCGAUCGUCAUGACAACGUGUCCAUGACUCAGCAGAGCCCGACCACACCCACACACGGCAGCCAUGUUAACUCACUGCUGCAGCAGAAACUGCAGGAGAGCAACGCGCGUCUGUGUGCUGACGUGAGCCAGAGCGUGAGACAGGUUUAUCACGGAGCCACGAGGGACAUUAAAGCAGCCACGGCACACCUGAGUCACUCUCAGGGCGUGAUCAUCGCCGCCUCACACGCCGUCCGUGUCGCCAUGGACGAUCUCCGGGCCGUGUGUGACAAGAUCGACAUCAUCACUAGCUGUCGGUUGCUGCCUGACAUCGCCAUGACGACGCCUGGAGCACCCACAGCGCACUGCUCCUCUCCUCAUUAAACCGAAUCAUGGACAGUCUUCACUCCACACUAGUUCUGUGCCAGCCACCUUAAGCUUACGAGUUCAUGUGCCAGGACUGAUAGAGAGCCAGUGUGGCGAUGAGGUUUUGCGUUACAGAGCGGACCAGUAUGAAGCAUCCCAGGACUGGCAGAGAGCGGUCAGCCUAAAGGUUAUGGGUUUAAACCCCAUUCUAGACAGAGUCCCAGAAGCCUUGAAAUUGUGUUUGAGUCCCAGUCCUGUCAGAAAACCAGCAACUACAAAGUCUCAGCACAGAUUAAGAGAUAAAAGGUAUUAGGCCAUGAGUUCAAAUCCCAACACUGAUAGACAGCUGAUGACACUGAGAUUGUGGUUUCGAAUCCCAGUGGCCAUAAGGUUGUGAGUUUGGAUUGGCAAUCCGCCAGAUGUUUGUGGGUUCGAACCUUGGCACUGAUAGAACCGUGUGUCAGAAACGUGCCCAUCGGCUUUCUGGCCGUCCUGGGAUUCAAACUCACAGAAUUCUGGUGAACAGAACAGAAUUUUGACCAGUAUGUAUUAAUGUUUGUGUUGUUUAUGGAAAUAAAAUAGUUUUGCUUUCCUUUAUUCUAGAA